This is a messenger RNA of Drosophila nasuta, 329 nucleotides long. RefSeq lists its product as uncharacterized. NCBI's taxonomy places the organism in Eukaryota, Metazoa, Arthropoda, Insecta, Diptera, Drosophilidae. The transcript is spliced from 2 exons. The coding region runs from base 55 to 252 and encodes 65 amino acids. The record is from RefSeq and is a predicted model, not a curated record.
AUAUAAAUGCGUGAUACUGUGAAAGGCUCAUUCAUUUGACGCAUUGCCUUGACCAUGGGCCACGGUUUUCAAUUCAUUCUCUUGCUCUUGCUGCUCGUCGCGCUGCUCAGCGCUGUUUACGGCAUGCCAUGGGGAGGUCCCUCAUCCAAUAGUGCACCCGCCGGCGGUCCCGCCUGGAAUGGUGGCGAUACAACCGAUAAUAUUAUUUUGCGUCAAAAUGGUGGCGGUAGCAGCAACAAGUGGCGCUACUAAUUGACUUUUGAUCUGCGUCUACGAUCAAAUAUUCAUUUUAAUUUUUGAAUACUAAAUAAAAUAUAAAUUGAACUGUA